ACACCACAGCUUUCUUUACUCUUGGCGACCCGACUGGAAGAGUAUGCUACUCAGACCGACUUGCCACAGAUUGCACUCGAAGACCGCACGUGCCCGCCUGCGUAGUUUGGUAGAGCUCGGACUGGGCAAGCGCAGCUUUGAACAAGGAUGCUGCGCAGUCUGGACUCGAAUGGGCACGCCAACCAACUUCGUCUUUCCGGUAAAGAACCUCCAAGACGAUCAUAUCAGGCUCGUUCCGUUUGAUGCCCGGGCACACGCAUAUCCUUUCUAUGAGGGUAUAUCUCGCACCCGCGGCGCAGCCUUUGCGCACUUUUCCAGUGGCCCAUACGCAUCGGCGGACGACUUCAACGAACGUUUUGUCAAGCAAAGAAGCUACGCCGACAAGCGUAUGUGCACGUAUGCGAUUCUCACGUCCCCUGAAGACGAAGGCGGUGUAGGAGACCUGGUCGGCAUGGUGUCCCUGACAAAUGCCGAUGCUGAAGACAGGCGUGCGGACAUAGGACUACUGCAUGUUGUCCCAAAAGCUCAGGGUUUGGGCAUCGGGACGACAGCGUGCCGCAUGCUACUUCGUCAUGGCAUGGAUUCUCAUGAGCACGGAGGGCUCGGUCUGGCUCGCAUGGAGUGGCGGGCCAGCACGGCUAACGAGGCGUCAAUUGGGCUCGCUCGACGUUUGGGAUUUAGGGAGGUCGGUGUGAUUAGGUACGAGAGGCUGCUCAGAGAUGGAGUUGCCAGGGGCAAGAUUGGGAACGGCAGGCCACCGCCGCCCGGUACCACGGAUGGAGACUUGUGGCGGGAUGUUGUAGUGUAUGAGAUGACUUGGGACGAGUGGCAGCAGGCACAUAGACAUUGAUCGGAGUAAGCACCAGGCGUAAAAGAGUGCGGUCGUUACGCUUCUUGAAGGCUCGGUUCGGC
Molecule: messenger RNA, 912 nt
Organism: Purpureocillium takamizusanense
Lineage: Eukaryota; Fungi; Ascomycota; Sordariomycetes; Hypocreales; Ophiocordycipitaceae
Exons: 2
Coding region: 44-850 (268 amino acids)
Molecular function (GO): protein N-terminal-serine acetyltransferase activity; protein-N-terminal-alanine acetyltransferase activity
Source: RefSeq, a predicted model, not a curated record